Molecule: messenger RNA, 714 nt
Organism: Eruca vesicaria subsp. sativa (arugula)
Lineage: Eukaryota; Viridiplantae; Streptophyta; Magnoliopsida; Brassicales; Brassicaceae
Source: the annotation of a GenBank genome assembly
AUGGCAGAGUACAAUAAGCUUUUCGAGGUUACUUAUAACCCCAAGAUCAGGUCUUGCCGUUUCAGAGUGCAACUACACAUGAUCUACCCUUAUGCGAUUACCAACCAUGGGCCUUACUAUAACUAUAUCCUCGCAGAUGAAGAUGGAUACAAGAUGGAGAUGACCACUGAUGGGGAUUAUCCAAAUUUUCGCGGCCUUGAGAAGGAAGAGGGAAUAUGGGUGGAAAUCUUUGUGGUAGAAGUUGAACGGACUCGCAUCAUCGAACCUCUGAACAGUCGUCUUUUCUUGGACUUCAAAAGCAUCCAUGAAAUCCCUCGCAUGCACUGGCGUGACCUCAGAUAUCCCAUAGAUACAAUGGGAGUGGUCUUCAACAUGGAUUCCCAUCUCGAUGCCCCUUCAGGACCAAGGAUGGAGUUUUACAUAAGUGACAACAUUGACCAUCAGAUAAAAUGUGUGGUGACCGGCGAUCAGGCCUAUGCCUUCCGGGAUGGUCUUGAUUACAUGAGUGGUGGGGGUCGUAGACAGUUGAGUAGAACUUUUACUAAAAUCACUUAUACACGUUAUUUUGGUCCUCCUGAAAUAUGGCUUGAGACCGAAGGUGGAUUUGCAGACUUCAGGUUCAAUCCGCGUUUGCCCGAGGUUGAGGAAUUCAUGCAGUCUCUACUAAACAGCGAACCUUAUGUUCAGAAAUAUGGGGUUGAAGGUCUCGUGUAA